AUGGCGCAGCUACCACCACCAAGCUCGGGCGGGAUGCCCUCAUCCUUUGACCAUGACAAGUACGUGCCCCAAUUGAUCCCGCUUCCCUUGGCCGCUGCUCACGCGACGAUGUACAGCGAACUUCGCAAUGAAAAGGCACUGCACAAAGUCUUUCGCAAAAUCAAGGAAGAGCCGCUCGUGCCGCUAGGUAACCCUUCUACCCUCCCAUCCACCGACACACUGACUCAAUACUCACAAUGGUCCCAUCUAGGCAUCGGUCUGACCGUCUUCGCCUUCAUCAACGCAUACCGCGCCAUCCGCCGAGGCGACUCGAAGCAGGCCAACAAGAUGUUUCGCGCCCGCGUCGCCGCCCAGGGCUUCACCGUCAUCGCCAUGGUCGCCGGCAGCAUGUACUACAACCAGGACCGCCAGAAGACCAAGGAGCUGCGCAAGGUCAAGGGCGAGACGGACGCCGAGGAGAAGCGCCAAAAGUGGAUUCGCGAGCUCGAGGCCCGCGACGACGAAGACAAGGCCAUGCGCGCCAUGCUCGAGAAGCAGGCGCUCGCCCAGGUCGGCGCGGCUGCUCAGACGGACGGCGAGAACGCCCAGGCCGGCACCGGCGGCAUUCUCGGCCGCAUGGGGCUCUGGGGCCCAGCGGAGACCAAGGCCGCCGAGGAACAAGCCGCUGCGAAUGCCACUGAUGCUGCUGCUUCCAGUGAAGCGAAUGAGAAGAGAAGGGAGAACCCCAGGAGUUCCCUGGGUGCACUGGGUGAGGUGUACGGGUCAAAGAAAAAGGACGAUGGCGAGUCCAAGAAAUAA
Cordyceps militaris CM01 is the source of this 798-nucleotide messenger RNA. RefSeq names its product mitochondrial hypoxia responsive protein. Lineage: Eukaryota; Fungi; Ascomycota; Sordariomycetes; Hypocreales; Cordycipitaceae. Gene Ontology annotation, cellular component: mitochondrion. The record is from RefSeq and is a predicted model, not a curated record. The coding region runs from base 1 to 798 and encodes 265 amino acids. The transcript has a single exon. Gene Ontology annotation, biological process: mitochondrial respirasome assembly.